CCCAGCACUGAGGUGCCAGCUGUGUUCCUGACCCCUGAAUAAAUCAGGGCCACACAGAGCCUGGCAGGGCUCUGGACACAUUUCCUGUCACUGCCUAGGGAAGCAAGGGAGUCUGGUGGGGACUUUUGAUUGUUCGGGGAUGAGGGCUCAGGCGAGAAGGGAGGGCACACAUGGUGGUAGAAAGGGCUGUAGAGGGCGGUGACUCCAGAGGCAGAUCCCGUGCCCUCAGGCAAGCCAGAGGACUUGGGAGCAGCUGUGUGCCCACAGUCUGCAGGAUGAGGCCAGCACUUGCCCUGUGCCUCCUCUGUCCUGCGUUCUGGCCAGAGCCAGGGAGUACCGAGCACCCCACUGCUGAUCGCGCUGCUUGUUUGGACUUGGGGGCUUGCUACAGCCUGCACCACGCCACCAUCAAGCGAAGGGCCGCUGAGGAGGCCUGCAGUCUGCGCGGCGGGACUCUAAGCACGGUGCACUCAGGCUCUGAGCUGCUUGCAGUCCUAGCACUCUUACGCGCAGGUCCCGGACCAGGCGGAGGCUCCAAAGACCUUCUUUUCUGGGUGGCUCUGGAGCGCGGCCGUGCCCACUGCACUCUGGAAAGAGAACCUUUGAGGGGUUUCUCCUGGCUGUACCCCGACGCGGGAGACGCAGAGGACAACACACUGCCGUGGGUGGAGGAGCCACAACUUUCCUGUGCUGUACGAAAGUGCGCUGCGCUCCAGGCCACAGGGGGAGUGGAGCCUGCAGGCUGGAAGGAGAUGCGCUGCCGCCUGCGCGCUGAUGGCUACCUGUGCAAGUACCAGUUUGAGGCUCUGUGCCCCGCGCCACGCCCGGGAGCCGCUUCUAACUUGAGUUUCCAAGCUCCGUUCAGGCUGAGCAGCUCUGCGCUGGACUUCAGCCCUCCUGGGACCGAGGUGAGUGCGAUGUGUUCCGGGGAGCUCUCUGUCCAGGCCACCUGCAUUCAGGAAGAGACAGGAGCACGCUGGGAUGGACUUUUCCCUGGAUCAGUGCUCUGCCCCUGCUCUGGGAGGUACCUCCUUGCUGGCAAAUGCGUGGAGCUCCCUGAAUGCCUAGACCACUUGGGAAACUUCAUUUGCGAAUGUGCCUCGGGCUUUGAGCUAGGGAAGGACAGACGCUCUUGUGAGGCCGAAAGGAAAGCACAGCCAACCCUUCAGGGGACCAGUCUGCCCACCAGGACUCUAUCAACCACUCCAGAGAGCCCUCUGAGAAACACAACAUGGCCAGGCCGAGUCCCUGAGAAGCUAGGAGAGAUGCCCCAGGUCAACGGACAAGACAAUUUUGGGACUUCUGUUGCUGAGAUUCUUCACUGGGGAACACCGAGUACUUUAUCUACUCAAAAGUCCUUACACACCAAACCAAAAGUCACAGUCACGCCAUCAGAAAGCGUGGUCUCAACGUUGAACUACAUGUCUUCCCCCUCUGUUUCCCCAACUUUCGACACCUCCUCCACGGUGGUCUUCAUACUUGUGAGCAUAGCCGUAAUAGUGUUGGUAAUCUUAACCAUGACAGUGCUGGGACUUUUCAAACUCUGCUUCCACAAGAGCCUUUCCUCCAGGACAAGGAAGACAGCUUUGGGUUCACGGGGUGUGGAAAGUGAUACUGAGGCCACUGCUUUGCGCCACAAUUCUGCACAUUGCACUGACACUGGAGUGAAGGUUGGGGACUGUAGCCUGCGGGGCCCAGCUGAGGGUGCUUCACUGGCUGGGUCCUCUCUUGGCUCAGGGGACACUUAGGGGGAAAGCUCAAUACAUACGCACAUCUUGUGUAGGCUUAUACAGUUCCAAUAAACGGGGAAAGAAAAAACUUCUGCAAUGAUUCUUGCAGAAGUUUCCCUUCUCAUAAGUUCUCUUUAUUCCACUAAGGAGCUAGAACUAAUAGGCAUACUCAUUCCCUGAGCAUGAAGGAGGUGGAGGCCUUAGGCUGGUCUGGGAGGACUGGGUGGAUGAUAGGAGGAGGCGUUUUCCUCCGUCCUGGGGGAGUUUGGAGAAUUGCUCAAGUAUUUCCAGUAUUGGAAGCAAAUAAAUAACAUUAUAGUUUUGGAACGUUUAUUUUCUUCAAAACGAGAAGGAAAUAUAUCUAUUAUUCAGGCUAAGAAUAUACUAGCUUGAAAAUUUCAAACAAAUAAUAAAGCAUUGCUGAGAACCUAGACUGAAAUGUGUUUGACUUUUUGCAAAGGAGGAUAUUUAGGAGUGCGACAUGUUGAGGAUAGCAAAUGGCUACUGGGUAUACUGUGAAGAGACACAU
Molecule: messenger RNA, 2259 nt
Organism: Acomys russatus (golden spiny mouse)
Lineage: Eukaryota; Metazoa; Chordata; Mammalia; Rodentia; Muridae
Gene: Clec14a
Product: C-type lectin domain containing 14A
Exons: 1
Coding region: 171-1748 (525 amino acids)
Biological process (GO): cell migration
Cellular component (GO): extracellular matrix; external side of plasma membrane
Molecular function (GO): extracellular matrix binding; extracellular matrix protein binding
Source: RefSeq, a predicted model, not a curated record